This is a messenger RNA of Cladophialophora bantiana CBS 173.52, 1509 nucleotides long. RefSeq lists its product as uncharacterized. NCBI's taxonomy places the organism in Eukaryota, Fungi, Ascomycota, Eurotiomycetes, Chaetothyriales, Herpotrichiellaceae. Bases 1 to 1509 code for a protein of 502 amino acids. The record is from RefSeq and is a predicted model, not a curated record. Gene Ontology annotation, molecular function: heme binding; oxidoreductase activity, acting on paired donors, with incorporation or reduction of molecular oxygen; monooxygenase activity. The transcript is spliced from 8 exons.
AUGGCAUUCCAAUUCUUUGUGCUGUACGGCUUAGGGCUGUGUCUAGCUGCUGUUGUCCUCAAGGCCGUCUACAGGCUCACCUUACAUCCUUUGGCGCGAUUUCCAGGUCCUAAAAUUGCCGCGGUCACCAAUCUGUAUGCUGUGAAUCGUGAUCUGAUCUCCAAAGACUCGCUCGUCAAGCACUUAAAGGUGCUUCACGACAAAUAUGGGCCUAUCGUGAGAGUUCGACCGAAUGAGUUGCAUAUCUUCGACUGGGAUGUGUUCAAAGCAGGCUCCGACUUCGAUCGCCCUCGCGAAUUCUAUAAUGCGCCUCAAGUCGAAGGCUCUCUUCUCAACAUCAGCAACGGGCGAGUGGCGAAACCGCAUCGAGACCUCUUCGUUCAAGCGUUCUCCAAGGCCCAGAUUAAUGGACUUGAGCCACUGAUUCACAAGAAGGUGGCGCUUUUCCUCUACCGGCUGAAAGCUGAAGCAGACCAGGAUCGGACCAUCGACCUCGACUUGGCCUUGAACUGCCUGACAGCUGAUGUCACCAUGUAUUAUUGCUAUCAAAUGAGCCUGGGCCUUCUCGAUGCUCCCCGCUUCCGCCCCAACUUGAUUGUUGAGCUCCAUGAGUUCGCACCUAUUGUUCCCUUUUUCUGGUAUUUCCCUAACAUAGGCAAUAUCAUGAACAAAGUGAUUUUCUCAGUAUUGCCUCAUAAAGUGGUAAAGACUUGCUUUCCAGCUGCCGCGUCCAUGAUGGAUAUGAUGGCUCAAUGUAGAGCGCUGAUUACUUCUCUGGCUCAAGCACCGGUCGACUCGAAGGAGGUGACAUCGUCGAUUUUCAGAACGGCCCUCAAUCCAAACCGAGAAAAGGGGCAGUAUAUUGCAACUCCAAAUGAACUAGCGGCUGAUGCCGUUCUUAUGUUCCUCGCGGGCACUGAUACCACUGCUCAUGCACUGACAUUCGGCAUCUGGGAGAUGAUGAAAAGGCCUGAGCUUUGGACGCGGUUGCGAGAAGAAGUCGUUGGAGUAUUGCCAGAUGCGCAGAGUUUUGCGCCCCUCAAGGAUCUGGAGAGUCUGCCUUUUCUUAGAGCUGUGAUCAAAGAAUCUCUUCGAUUCUCCAUGGGGACCUCUGCGCGGCUCCCCCGAAUCGUGCCACGAAGUGGUGCAGUUCUCUGCGGAGAAAGUAUUGCUCCAGGAACCCGCGUCUCCUUCUCCCAUUACGUCUACAACAACGACCCGGCAAUAUUUACAGAUCCAUACUCAUUCCGACCUGAACGCUGGCUCGGAAACAAUGUGGAUGAGCUCGAGAACCAUAUGGUCAGCUUUUCACGCGGAAGUCGCAAUUGUAUAGGAAUGAACUUGGCUUAUGCGGAACUCUACACUACAUUUGCCCAUCUGGUUCGCAGGUUCGAUAUAAUCAACGACGGUACAGCGAAUGAGAUGAUGGAUUGGACCGAUGCAUUCACGCCCAGAUUCAACGGUAAUCUCAAGGUGAAACUACGAGCCCUCGAUUCGGGGACGGAAUAA